This is a messenger RNA of Bubalus bubalis (water buffalo), 3192 nucleotides long. RefSeq names its product NLR family pyrin domain containing 6 (gene NLRP6). The record is from RefSeq and is a predicted model, not a curated record. Gene Ontology annotation, biological process: acute inflammatory response; response to bacterium; regulation of inflammatory response. Gene Ontology annotation, cellular component: cytoplasm; canonical inflammasome complex. The transcript has 7 exons. NCBI's taxonomy places the organism in Eukaryota, Metazoa, Chordata, Mammalia, Artiodactyla, Bovidae. Gene Ontology annotation, molecular function: peptide binding; vasopressin receptor activity. Bases 589 to 3192 code for a protein of 867 amino acids.
CUGUCCCCCACCAGGAGCUCAGUCUCAGUGACUGGUGCAAGGCCCUCAGGCUAGUCCCCACUAAAGGGUGCAGUGACCACAGGUGUCCUGGGGAAUUCAGGAGCACUGUGAGGGCCCCGUGGUGAGUCUGCUCCAAGCUCCUGGGGAAGAGAAUGGGAGGGAAGCAGGAAAAGGGAGAGCACAGGCCCUUACAGACACAUCUUACUCCGGACAUUUGACAUGGAUGCCUAGAAGGGAUGAGCAGAAAGCGGGGUGCGGGGUAGGAAGGCGCCCCCUAACGCUGGGGUCAGCGGCGGCCAGUGCCCGCCUGGGAGUAACUGCAUUUCGCCACCAGACCGCGAUGCGGUCGGAGGCAUGAAAGCCUUGGAAAGCCUUGGAGGAAAGUCCUCGGUCGCGAUCCUGGGAGGAGAGGACAACACUUCCAGUAGAGCGCUCUUUCAAGCGUUGGCCUGGAGCCACCUGGAUAGAUGGGGGCGCGUCAAAACCCCUGGUGCUCGUGGGCGCCCGGGGCUGCGGUCGGACACGACGGCGAGAGGCCGGGGUCACCGGGGCGCAGCACCCUGCUGACCGCGUGCGCCCACCCCCAGCAUGGAGCCCCGCGCUGCCGCUGCCCGCGAGCUGCUCCUGGGCGCACUGGAAGACCUGAGCCAAGAGCAGCUGAAGCGCUUCCGCCACAAACUGCGGGACGAGCGGGUGGAUGGUCGCAGCAUCCCGUGGGGGCGGCUGGAGGGCGCGGACACCUUGGACCUCGUGGAGCAGCUGGUCCACUUCUACGGGCCGGAACGCGCGCUGGACGUGGCCAAGAAAACCCUGAAGAGGGCAGACGUGCGCGACGUGGCGGCGCGGCUCAAGGAGCGCCGGCUGCAGAGUCUCGGCCCCAGCUCCCCGGCGCUGCUCUCCGUCUCCGAGUACAAGAAGAAGUACCGGGAGCACGUGCUGCGGCAGCACGCCAAGGUGAAGGAGCGGGACGCUCGCUCAGUGAAGAUCAACAAGCGCUUCACCAAGCUGCUCAUCGCCGAGGAGCCGGAGGCCGAGCGCGCCCGGCGCUCAGACACCCACACCUUCAACCGCCUGUUCGGCCGCGACGAGGAGGGCGAGAGACGGCUGACCGUGGUGCUGCAGGGCCCUGCGGGCAUCGGCAAGACCAUGGCGGCCAGGAAAAUCCUGUAUGACUGGGCGGCGGGCAAGCUGUACCAUACUCAGGUGGACUUUGCCUUCUUCCUGUCUUGCCGCGAGCUGCUGGAGCGACCGGGCACGUGCAGCCUGGCGGACCUGAUCCUAGACCAGUGCCCCGACCGCGAGGCGCCGGUGCAGCAGAUGCUGGCGCAGUCCGAGAGGCUGCUGUUCAUCCUGGACGGCGCAGACGAAAUGCUGACACCGGAGCCGGCCGAGGCCGCGCCCUGCAGAGACCCCCACGAGGCAGCGAGCGGCGCGCGGGUGCUGGGGAGCCUGCUGAGCAAGGAGCUGCUGCCCGCGGCGCGCCUGCUAGUGACCAGGCGAGGCACCGCCCCCGGGAGGCUGCAGGCCCGCCUGUGCUCACCGCAGUGCGCCGAGGUGUGUGGCUUCUCAGACAAGGACAGGAAGAAGUACUUCUACAAGUUUUUCCAGGACGAGUGGAAGGCGGAGCACGCCUACCGCUGCGUGAAGGAGAACGAGAUGCUCUUCUCUCUGUGCUUCGUGCCCGCCGUGUGCUGGAUCGUCUGCACCGUUCUGCGCCAGCAGCUCCAGCGCGGCCAGGACCUGUGGCGCACUUCCAAGACCACCACGGCCGUGUACUUGCUCUUCGUGGCCAGCGUCCUGAGAUCGGCGCCCGAGGCCGACGGGGCCCAGCUGCAGAGAGAGCUGCGCAAGCUGUGCCGCCUGGCCUGUGACGGCGUCCUCGGGGGCAGGACGCAGUUCUCGGAGGAGGACCUGGAACGCCUGCAGCUCUGCGGCUCCAAGGUCCAGACGCAGUUUCUCAGCAAGAAGGAGAUGCCAGGCGUGCUGGAAACAGAGGUCACCUACCAGUUCAUUGACCAGAGCUUCCAGGAAUUCUUAGCUGCUCUGUCCUACCUGCUGGAGGACGACGGGGCUCCCAGGGCACCUGCUGGCGGCAUAGAGGCACUUCUGCAGGGGGACCCGGAGCUGCGCGGCCACCUCAACCUCACUACACGCUUCCUCUUUGGACUACUGAACACAGAGAGGAUGUGCGAGAUCAAGCGCCACUUCGGCUGCACAGUUUCAGAGCGCGUGAAGCAGCGUGUCCUGAGAUGGGUGCAGGACCAGGGCCAGGGUCACCCCAGGGCGGCGCCAGAGGGGACGGAGGAGAUCCUGGCACCCCAGGACACUGAGGAGUCAGAGGAGGAGGAGGGCGAGCAGCUCAACUACCCGCUGGAGCUGCUCUACUGCCUGCACGAGACACAGGAAGACUCGUUUGUGCACCAGGCCCUCCGCGGCCUCCCUGAGCUGGUGCUGGAGCGAGUACACUUCAGCAGAAUGGACCUGGCCGUCCUGAGCUACUGUGUGCGGUGCUGCCCGGCAGGGCAGGCGCUGCGGCUGGUCAGCUGCAGACUGGCCACUGCGCAGGAGAAGAAAAAGAAGAGCCUGAUGAAACGUCUACAGGGCAGCCUGGGUGGCAGCUCCUCUCGAGCCACCACAAGAAAAUCCCCAGGCUCCCCCCUGCGCCCACUCCGUGAGGCCAUGACCGACCGGCAGUGUGGUCUGAACAGCCUGACGCUGUCCCGCUGCAAACUCCCCGAUUCGGUCUGCAGAGAUCUCUCUGAGGCCCUGAGGGAGGCCCCGGCCCUGGCAGAGCUGGGCCUCUUCCACAAUGGGCUCAGCGAGGCCGGCCUGCGUGUGCUGAGCGAGGGCCUGGCCUCGCCCCAGUGCCGGGUGCAGACACUCAGGGUUCAGCAGCCAGGCCUGCAGGAAGCACUCCAGUACAUGGUUGGCCAGCUCCAGCAGAUCCCAGCACUGACCACCCUGGAUCUCAGUGGCUGCCAGCUGUCAGGACCUACGGUGACCUGCUUGUGCACCACCCUUAAGUGCCCAGGAUGCCGCCUGCAAACCCUCAGGCUGACCUCUGUGGAGCUGAGCGAGCAGUCCCUGCAGGAGCUGCGAGCUGUGGAGACGGCAAACCCAAGACUAGUCAUCACACACUCAGCGCUGGACGCCCAUCCCAAGCCCCCCGAAGUGUCCAUCAGUGCCCUUUGA